AUGUUACUUCAACAAUUAGCAAAUUUUUUGAGCCUUGUAACAAUAGGCAUGUGUUUUAUAUUAAAAAUUCCCCAAAUUUUGAAUUUGCUGACUGCCAAAUCAGCAGAUCAAAUUUCAGUUGUAGGUCUGUUGCUAGAACUGACAAGCUAUACUGUGAUGACUAGUUAUAAUUACACAAAUGGUUACUCACUACUGUCUUAUUUGGAGUACCCUAUCAUUCUACUGCAGGAAUAUGUUUUAAUCUUCCUGGUUCUGAAGUACUUAAAUAAAAUAAACACAUUCUCCAUUCUACUUUCAGUAUUCUACUUUCUUCUAAGUAUCUCAUUUGCCAUGCAACUAAUUCCAAAAGCUGCUCUUACAAUUUUAGCGCCGUUGUGUACACCUAUUUCGUUCUCGAGUAAAGUAGUUCAAUUGGUAGCAAUAUUUCGAGCGAAAAACGCGGACACAGUGUCGCCAAUUACCUGGUUUAUCUCUGCGUUCACUAAUUUAACGAGAGUAUUUACUAUAUGGAUGGACUCGGCGGACAGGUUGCUACUAGGAAAUUUCAGUAUCUCCGUGAUCCUCAGCUCGAGCAUCAUGUUCUCCGCAAUUUACUACAGAUGGAACCGGGUGAAGCAAGAUUAAACAAGCUCAAACACGACUCAGUGCCACGAUACGGAUCUAGUCAAAUUCACAUGCCGUUGGAUUUUCCCGCUUGCUACUUAAUCGACGAAGAAAUGAAGAAGAACGUGCAAUACCGUGCAAUAACCGCGUUACACUAGUUAAACUCUACACUUAAGCUUACGAACGCAGUUGAGUAAUUGUUCCAGAAGAAACAACGAGAGUUUAUAUAUAUAU
Messenger RNA from Habropoda laboriosa, 837 nucleotides. RefSeq names its product PQ-loop repeat-containing protein 3. The record is from RefSeq and is a predicted model, not a curated record. The transcript is spliced from 4 exons. Bases 1 to 624 code for a protein of 207 amino acids. Lineage: Eukaryota; Metazoa; Arthropoda; Insecta; Hymenoptera; Apidae.